GUCCAAAGCGAGAAUCAUGUCUCCUGCCUCUGUCUUCGCCGCCAACAACACGGCCCUCAUCACGGGCGGUGCCUCGGGCAUCGGCCUGGCCGUCGCCCAGCUCUGCCGCAAGCACGGCAUGAAGGUCGCCGUGGCAGACUUCAACACCGACUCGCUCGCCAAGGCGAAGGAGACGCUUGGAAGCUCGGACGUCGAAACGUACCAGACCGAUGUCUCGAAGCUCGAGCAAUGGGCUGAGUUGAAAGAUAAGGUGCAGAAGAAGUUUGGAGGUGUCGAUUUCCUGAUGCUCAAUGCGGGCGUGGGAGCCAGGGGCGGCUGGGAGGACAGCGCCUAUUUCGAGAAGAUCAUGUCGACGAACCUCUUUGGCGUCAUCUAUGGCCUCAACACCUUCGUCCCUGCCAUCCAGGCGGAAAAGAAGCCUUCCGCCAUUGUGAUAACGGGCAGCAAGCAAGGCAUCACCAACCCGCCCGGCAGCCCCGCCUACAACGCCAGCAAGUCAGCUGUGAAGACGCUAGCCGAGCACCUCAGCUACGACUUGCGCGCCAGCAGCACGAGCGUGCACUUGCUUGUCCCCGGCUGGACAUUCACCGGCAUGAGCGGUGGUGGGCCCGGUUCAACCAAGGAGAAGCCCGCGGGCGCCUGGUCGUCUGAGCAGGUCGCCGACUACAUGUACAACAAGAUCGGCGCGGGCAAGUUUUACAUCUUGUGCCCGGACAAUGAUGUCACGGAGGAGAAGGACAAGAAGCGCAUGCUGUGGACUACUGGCGACAUUGUCAAUGAGCGGCCGCCGCUGACCCGGUGGCGUGAAGAGUACAAGGAGGAGGCGGAGGAGUGGAUGGCGAAGCAGAAGGUUUGAGGAGUCAGCCAAUCAAGUCCUGCUAAUAUAUAAAGUGGACGGGGGUAAGUUAUAAUAAACAAGCUUCGUUGGUGAUGCAUAAUGACUCCAGAAGAUCGGCGCAGACUGUGACAGAUAUUCGGUAAGGAUGGUUUCAUGGAUAUGUACCUACGCGUCCAUCUAGACGAGUGUUUAGUGUGACAGUCUGAUCUCCUUGACUAUAGCUUACUAUGUUGGUUCUUUAUAACAUCAAAAGUAAACUAUGAACUAGUUGGUCAGCAACUUUCGACGUUCACAGGUCAUGACUGGUUGUAACUGUUUAUGGUUAUAACGGUAAAGGACUGCAAAUGGUCGCGCAAGGCCUAGCCUGGUAUACCAAUAGAUGUCUUUUUAUGAGUCC
Molecule: messenger RNA, 1235 nt
Organism: Aplosporella prunicola CBS 121167
Lineage: Eukaryota; Fungi; Ascomycota; Dothideomycetes; Botryosphaeriales; Aplosporellaceae
Exons: 2
Coding region: 17-856 (279 amino acids)
Cellular component (GO): intracellular anatomical structure
Molecular function (GO): oxidoreductase activity, acting on NAD(P)H, oxygen as acceptor
Source: RefSeq, a predicted model, not a curated record